Messenger RNA from Aspergillus luchuensis, 945 nucleotides. RefSeq lists its product as uncharacterized. Bases 1 to 945 code for a protein of 314 amino acids. NCBI's taxonomy places the organism in Eukaryota, Fungi, Ascomycota, Eurotiomycetes, Eurotiales, Aspergillaceae. The transcript has 3 exons. The record is from RefSeq and is a predicted model, not a curated record.
AUGGUCAAUGUUGCCAUUGCGGGCGCGACUGGCGCUAUUGGGCGUACCCUCCUGGAGGUGAUGGCUUCCCAGACCCGCCAUCGGCCGUUCGCCCUGACACGAAGAGAACCCACAAAAAAUGACUAUCUACCUGCCCCGACAUUCCAAGUCAAUUAUGAAGAUAUCAAGUUACUCAAGUUAUUCCUAGAAGAACACAACAUUCACACGGUCAUCAGCGCCUUUGGCAUCAACGCAACCUCUCUCGCAGAGUCGCAACUAAAUCUCAUCAAAGCUGCUGAAACGUCACCAGUAACAAAGAGAUUCAUUCCUAGCUCUUUCGCAAUUCCUUACCCAGAAGAUGACGUCUCUGUUCUUCCGCCUCUCGAACACUACUUUGCCUCUUUCAAGGCCCUCGAGAAUAGUAACCUCGAAUGGGCUCCUGUCUAUAAUGGCACGUUUCUGGAAUACAUCGCACCGCCAACACUGAAGUCGUACCAUCCCCACAGUAUGCUGGUGCUUGAUGUGGAGAACAAUAUGGCAGCCAUUCCAGGGGAUGGCAAUAUGCCAGUCACUUUUACGUACACUUUUGAUAUUGCACGCUUUAUUGUUGCUGCCUUGGACCUCGAAGAGUGGCCGCGGGAAUUUCGCAUUGCCGGUGACGAAAUGACAUUCAAUGAGUUGUUGAAGCUAGCCGAGGAGGUAAAGGGGGUGGAAUUUGACGUUGUCCAUGAUGAUAUCGAUAAGCUCAAGACCUCACAAAUCACGGAGCUACCAGGUCAUGUUAAAUCAUACAACAAGUUCCCUAAAGACAGACUUCAGUGGUUCUUAGCCAUCGUUGAGACUUGGAUGGUUACAGGUCGGGCGCGGAUUACUAGGGAGGGGAGUUUGAACGAGAUGUUCCCGGAGAUCAAGCCAUUGACUGCUAGGCAGAUGAUGGAACGAUAUUGGAAGACUGGCCUCAAGUGA